CCCCUUCGAUUGUCUGUCUCUUCUCUCUCUCAACUCUAGUCUUUACUUGCAAGUAAAUAAUGGGUCAGGGAACUCCCGGUGGUUUGAACAGGCAAGGCCAGGGAGGUGAUCGGAAGAAUGAAGGUGAUAAGAAAGAGAAGAAGUUCGAGCCGGCAGCGCCACCAGCAAGAGUUGGUCGGAAGCAACGGAAGCAGAAGGGAUCGGAGGCCGCCUCGAGGCUUCCGACUGUUACUCCGUUGACUAAGUGCAAGCUCAGGCUCUUGAAGCUCGAUCGAAUCAAGGAUUACCUUCUAAUGGAAGAAGAAUUUGUCACCAAUCAAGAAAGGCUGAAACCGCAGGAGGAAAAAACUGAAGAAGAUAGAUCCAAGGUCGACGAUCUCCGAGGUUCUCCUAUGAGUGUAGGAAAUCUCGAGGAGCUCAUCGAUGAGAAUCACGCUAUUGUUUCGUCUUCUGUAGGGCCGGAAUAUUAUGUCGGGAUUAUGUCGUUCGUUGACAAAGAUCAACUCGAGCCCGGUUGUUCCAUUCUGAUGCACAAUAAGGUUUUGUCUGUCGUUGGUCUUCUACAAGAUGAAGUGGAUCCAAUGGUGUCUGUAAUGAAAGUUGAGAAGGCUCCUUUAGAAUCAUAUGCAGACAUAGGCGGAUUAGACGCACAGAUACAAGAAAUUAAGGAAGCAGUUGAGCUUCCACUGACACAUCCCGAGUUGUAUGAAGACAUAGGUAUUAAACCUCCUAAAGGUGUCAUACUCUAUGGGGAACCUGGAACUGGAAAAACCUUGCUUGCCAAGGCAGUGGCAAACUCUACAUCAGCCACUUUCUUACGUGUUGUUGGAAGUGAACUGAUUCAAAAAUAUCUUGGCGAUGGUCCAAAACUCGUUAGGGAACUUUUCCGUGUUGCUGAUGACUUGUCACCUUCAAUUGUUUUCAUUGAUGAAAUUGACGCUGUUGGUACUAAAAGAUAUGAUGCUCAUUCUGGUGGUGAGCGAGAAAUUCAGAGGACUAUGUUGGAAUUGCUUAAUCAGCUAGAUGGAUUUGAUUCAAGAGGGGAUGUUAAAGUGAUUCUUGCUACAAACAAAAUUGAAAGCCUUGAUCCUGCCCUACUCCGUCCUGGUAGAAUUGAUAGGAAAAUAGAAUUUCCUCUUCCAGAUAUCAAGACAAGGAGGAGAAUUUUCACGAUACACACAUCAAGGAUGACGCUAGCUGACGACGUAAACUUAGAAGAAUUUGUUAUGACAAAGGAUGAGUUUUCGGGAGCUGAUAUAAAGGCAAUAUGUACCGAAGCUGGUUUGCUUGCUUUAAGGGAGCGACGUAUGAAGGUUACGCAUGGGGACUUUAAAAAGGCCAAGGACAAGGUAAUGUUCAAGAAGAAAGAGGGUGUUCCUGAAGGACUCUACAUGUGAAGACGACAAACAACGGCUGUUGGAUGCUUCUUCUUAUGUUUCAUAGUUUCUGAGAUUUAUUAUAUGUUCUGUUUUCUUGGUUGGUUGGAGAGAAGAAGAAGAAACUUAGUUUCAGUGUACUGCUGCUACUUAAUGACUCCAUUCUUGGUUUAAUUAUUUCAUCCUUUUUAAGUUAUGUUUUCAAUGGAGAAUUAAAACUUCU
Molecule: messenger RNA, 1599 nt
Organism: Impatiens glandulifera
Lineage: Eukaryota; Viridiplantae; Streptophyta; Magnoliopsida; Ericales; Balsaminaceae
Product: 26S proteasome regulatory subunit 4 homolog A
Exons: 6
Coding region: 60-1397 (445 amino acids)
Biological process (GO): proteasome-mediated ubiquitin-dependent protein catabolic process
Cellular component (GO): proteasome regulatory particle, base subcomplex
Molecular function (GO): ATP hydrolysis activity; ATP binding; proteasome-activating activity
Source: RefSeq, a predicted model, not a curated record